AUGUCCAACAGUAAUACCCCGAGUGCUCGAGAAAAGCGCAGCACCUACUACGACGUGCUCGGACUGGCCCGACACGAAGACCGACAACCGCUGUCGAAAGACGAUAUCAAAGCUGCAUACCGCCGUGCAUUGCUCCUUCACCACCCAGACAAGGCCCACGGCGGCGUCUUGAGGCGCGCGAGUGGUCAUCCGACGCCUCUAUAUUCGAUAGACGAGAUUGUCGUCGCUUAUGAAGUUCUGACAGACCCUGAAAAACGCGCGGCGUACGACCAAGCGCUGGAUCAUGAGGGGCUACCUGGAAUAAGAGGAUGGGACCAUUAUAAGGGCACACAUGUCGGCGUCGAGUCGUAUGAUCUGGAAGAUCUGGACUACGACGAGACCGAGAAUAUGUGGUCCAGGAGCUGCCGCUGUGGUGACGAGCAUGGAUACGCUUUGACAGAGACAGAUCUGGAAAAGGAAAGUCUGAAUGGAGAGAUCUAUGUCGGCUGUCGAGGGUGUAGUCUCUUCAUCAAAGUCUUGUUUGGACUGGCGGAAACGUGA
This is a messenger RNA of Capronia epimyces CBS 606.96, 540 nucleotides long. RefSeq lists its product as uncharacterized. The record is from RefSeq and is a predicted model, not a curated record. The transcript has a single exon. Gene Ontology annotation, biological process: protein histidyl modification to diphthamide. Bases 1 to 540 code for a protein of 179 amino acids. Lineage: Eukaryota; Fungi; Ascomycota; Eurotiomycetes; Chaetothyriales; Herpotrichiellaceae. Gene Ontology annotation, molecular function: metal ion binding.